Drosophila innubila is the source of this 803-nucleotide messenger RNA. Its product is annotated as probable chitinase 10. NCBI's taxonomy places the organism in Eukaryota, Metazoa, Arthropoda, Insecta, Diptera, Drosophilidae. Gene Ontology annotation, cellular component: extracellular region. The record is from RefSeq and is a predicted model, not a curated record. The coding region runs from base 1 to 765 and encodes 254 amino acids. The transcript is spliced from 3 exons. Gene Ontology annotation, molecular function: chitin binding.
AUGUUGCCGGUGGUGAAGUUUUUCUGGUUUAGUUGCUUGCUUUUAGUUACCAUAGUAACUACCAGCUAUGCCAAUGCUAGUAAUGGAUUGCUCUUAAGAGCCGAAGCACCUAUUGAGUUGACUCAAUGUCCAGUUUAUGAUGAUCCCAAUCAUAUAGUGAUGCUCCCCUAUCCUAACGACUGUCGCAAGUAUUAUACCUGUCUGAAUGGUCUUGGUUACGCUCAUCAGUGUCCCGAUAACUUUUAUUGGAGCCAGCUAACCUAUCGCUGUGAUUUCAAGCAGUACUCUAAUUGUGACAAGUCUAUUGAUCCGUCAGAACCGAUUAAACAACAUGAACACUACAGCCCCUAUCCGGGAGAUUGCAGUCGGUACUACAAAACACAAACUCUGAGCUGUCCAGAUAAUUAUCAUUGGAAUGCCCUGAGUCAGCGUUGUGAUCUGCCUCAAUUUGCGGGUUGCUUAUCGCCGACAAGUUCAUCUAUCAUUCCAUCUUGGAACAACAAUUUUACUCCGAUUGUUCCAACUGCAGCUACUCCGCCUACUUUAAUUCAGACGACAGUACGACCUGGUCAUCGUCUACCAAUAAAUCCUGAAUAUCUAUGCAUAAAUGCUGUUGGAAUGAAGUAUCUGCCAUAUCCCGGAGAUUGCCAAAAGUUUAUUUACUGCGGUCCAACAACUAAUGUGCUCUAUUGUCCCGACGGCUUAUAUUGGAAUCGGUAUAGUCAAUCUUGUGAUAUAUCUAAUUCUGGUUGCCAGAAAGGUUGAUUAAUAAUAAAAUCCAAGGAAUGUGCGUUAUAUAACAA